Molecule: messenger RNA, 1540 nt
Organism: Ectocarpus siliculosus
Lineage: Eukaryota; Phaeophyceae; Ectocarpales; Ectocarpaceae
Source: the annotation of a GenBank genome assembly
CGAGCUGACGAGAGCAACCAUGCUUUUACUCCGGGUCCUUCCUCCUCUCUUGGUCGCACCCUCCUUCUGCCAUGCGCUCCUCGCCCGCCCCUUCGUCGCGUAUCCCAAGCACCCGCAUGUUGUGUCAUCCACCCCACAUCAUCGCCCUAUCGCGCCGCAUCGGCCCAACAUGAACAUGAACCAACCUGCAGAGGUGCCCGAGAAGCUGAGACAAGCAAACCUGAAAGCACACAUUGAGGUCUGGGACAGCAGGCGAGACAUGACGAGAGCCACACUCUCCGCUGCAAAGGCUCUGCGAGGGGCUCGGGAAUCGAUAGCGGGGGAGGAUGUCGCGACUGACAGCUUGGUGGAGGAUGGCAAGGGCUCGCUGGUGAUUUCCGCCAUUGCACUAGCGGUUGCAGCAGCAACGCUAAGGUUAGGGGGCCGGGCUGCGCUUGUUUCGGCUCUCGGGCUGGACUUUGGAGAAGACACCGGCAUCAAGGAGAAUGUGGAGUCUUUCCUAGCGUUUUUCGACGGCCUGGGGCCAGUACGCUACGCUUACUUCCUUGGAGGCUGGGUCGUCGCCAAGACGUUUUGCGUGGACUUCCUGUCGAUCGUACUGGCUUUGGGGUCGGGGGUGGUGUUCGGGGGGGUGUUGCAGGGCGCGCUGGUGUCGACGGCGUGCGCGACGAUUGCGUCCGGUCUGGGCUUCCAGCUCGCACGCACCACGCUUCGCACGCAGGUCGAAGAGCAGCUGGAAAAGCGACCGGCACUGCGAGCUUUGGAGAAGGUGGUGUCCGAGGAAGGCUUCAAGACCGUUGUAACGCUCAGGCUAGCACCGGUGCUGCCCAUCCCGCUGGGGGCAUACAAUUACGUCUACGGGACGACGUCGCUGCCGCUGCCCGUGUUCCUUUCGGGCAUGGCCGUCGGGUCCCUCAAGCCGUACCUCCUCGACAGCUAUCUAGGUGUUUUCGGCAAGCAGAUGGUGGAUGGAGAAGCCGGCGUUGGAGGUGAUCUGGCGCUAGUCGGCACAUUCUUCGUCGUCGUCCUCGUGGGGACCUUCGCUAGUCAGGUAGCCAGCCGCACUUGGGAAGAACUCAACGCAGAGGCCGAAAAGUCGAUGCCGACAGCAGCCGAGACGAAUACCCCCCCCGGUGGGGUUCCAUCAGCAUCUCAGGAAGGUGGUGGCGGCGGUGACGGUUUGGAAUGGCUAGAUCUCUGGGGCAUCGAACGCUCGUCCUUGCCUGAUUGGUUCACCACGUGGAAGGCCAAAGACAACGCCGUCCGAAGCAAGAUCCGAGGCGUUGUGAAGCAAGAGCGGGAAUAUAUGGAAGGCAGAGAGGCGGCUGAAGGGGAAGGGGUAGACGGGGCAGAGUUACCCCCGAAGGAGUCGGGAUUACCCCCGCCGGGCCCCCCUUUGCUCGACGAAAGCGGGCGAUUUUUCGACCUGGGUGCCUAUGUGUCGGAGAGCACGGUGUUCCCGUUUGUGCUGAUAGAGUCGUUUUGGGAGUACAGCAACCCGAAGCUGGCGAGAGGCGAGGAGGGGGUGGUGGCAAAGUAG